AUGGAGGCCCCCAUCGGGGAACCAAACCCGCCGCUACAAUAUCCGGGACCGGUACGGAUCCUGGUGCAAACAGUAACAAAUCUUGUGCCAGGAAAUGACUAUGGCCAGCGGGUCGGGUAUAUACGAAACAUCAUUUGCCAAUACCAUUGGAAUCGUGACUUUGAUGCGAGCAAAGAUCGUUGGAAUUCAUACGGUGACAACUUUGGCUAUGAGAACCGUAACUGUUAUUUCCUCAUCGAUCAUGGCGAAUCUACUGAAGAUCCGCCAAUUCUGUGGUACAAGUGGACGGGAAAAUCCCUAAUUGCUGUUCAGCAAACUCUGCCUGAAGAGAUACAAUCCAUGUUGGAAAAGUAUCCAUUCACGAGGCCACCAGUUCAACGCUCACGAAAGCCAACACCUGGACGGUAUGAUGCAAAAACAUAUCGCCAGAUUAUUCGGUCAAACCUUCGUCGCGAUGCCAUCAUUACAGAUGAUUGUAUUCAAUUCCUAGCAACGCAUCCAGAGGACGCAACAUGGCUCAAGGAUAACAUCGAGGCUCGAUUCUGGUCCAAGGUCCAACCCGUGUUGGAGUCCAGACAGGCAAAGGGCCCCGUCCGCGCCGAUCCGGAGCGCAGGUUGGCGAACCCGUCCACUCCGGAGCCGUGA
Trichoderma aggressivum f. europaeum is the source of this 645-nucleotide messenger RNA. RefSeq lists its product as uncharacterized. The record is from RefSeq and is a predicted model, not a curated record. The transcript has 2 exons. The coding region runs from base 1 to 645 and encodes 214 amino acids. NCBI's taxonomy places the organism in Eukaryota, Fungi, Ascomycota, Sordariomycetes, Hypocreales, Hypocreaceae.